Trypanosoma conorhini is the source of this 1200-nucleotide messenger RNA. RefSeq lists its product as uncharacterized. The coding region runs from base 1 to 1200 and encodes 399 amino acids. NCBI's taxonomy places the organism in Eukaryota, Euglenozoa, Kinetoplastea, Trypanosomatida, Trypanosomatidae. The record is from RefSeq and is a predicted model, not a curated record. The transcript has a single exon.
AUGCCAAAGUCACUGAAGGUCAGGGACGCGGCCUCCCGCCUUGCGCUUGUUGAAUUUCUUGUUGACAAGCGUGUGCGGUUUCUGGAGUACCUGCGUUCGCUGCACCAGGACGAGGUGCUGUGGAUGGGGACCGUGCGGCUCACCCGCGCGGACGUUGUGCGCUGCUUCCGAGGCCGUGCGGAGCGCCACGGGGAGUCCUGCGCCGCCGAGUACCGCCUGCCCGCCACCGACGCGACCGCGACGCAGCAGGCGACGACGCGGUCCUCGUCCUCCUCUGCCGAGGACCACGCCGAGGACGUCGUCGUGUCGGUGGGGCCCAUUGCCGGCGUCCCACACACCGUGGACGCGGCGUGGCUCUCGACGCGCAUGCCCUGCUACGUCUGCCUCGCCAUGUCGCUGGCGGACAUUUUGCAUGUUCCGCUUUCUGUGUCGGAGUUUGUGGAUCGCGUGUAUGCCAUGCUGCUGGAGGUGGCCGUCAUGUUUGGCGCCGGCACCACUGCCAAGGCGCUCGCGCGGCGCAACCUGCGCAGCUACCGACAGCAGCAGCUCCAGCAACAACCCGCGUUCCUCACAGACGGUGCCUCGUCGUUCGUCGCCGGCAACAACCACAACAGUAGCAACGCGAGCACUAGCGGCGGGGGUCUGUUGGGGGCCAUGGGCGGCGUCGGCGGGGGCCUCUUCCUGCUUGGGGCCUCCGACGCCGACACCCCUGUGAAGUACUUUUACCUGAACCUCGAGCACCGCGCCUACAUGACACCGGCAGAGGCGCGCUACGAGGAGGUGGUUGUCCCGCUCUGCUCCCUGCUCACCCUCACCUACCGCCGGCUCGGCGACUACGAGGUGGCCAACAGCGAGGAGACCGUGAAGCGUGUUUUGUCUAUUGAUCGUCGUCUGCAGCACGUAUUUUUCUCCGCCAUCAGUAAAGAAUUGGGGAAGAUUGCGCGUGGCAAGCUGCUGCAGCAGACCCUGCUGCUCUCGACCAGCGGCCUCUUCGGCAGCCUUGGCAGCACCACCCACGACAACACGCCAGGGCUUUUGCGUGACCUGCUCGGACCCUCCGCGGGCGUCGUGCCCCCCGCAGGGGCGUCAGCGCAGAGUAGCACGGCCACCGGCACCGCGGGGGCCGGGAUGCCUGAAAUCUUUCUCGGCGACUCGGAGGAGGAGUUGGAGGAGGACGAGGAGGACGAGGAUGAGGUGUAG